AAAGCAACAUUGAAAAUAUUAAUAAAAAGAAUACCAAAGAACUGAAAAGUUUAAAAAGCGUUGACUCGAAGUCGAUAUUACCAGAAUUCAUGCCCCUAUUCGCGAAACCAAAGAACGACAACUUCUUUUCUAAAGAUAAUAUGGACAACUUUUCCAAAGAAUACCAAGUUGACAUAAUCCUGUUAAGUAAAGAAGACCAGAUAAAAGAACUGGAGUCCAGGAAGAACACUACCAGCUACAUACGGGCGGAUUUUAAGUGCGAAUAUUGCUACAAAGGCUUUGUCAUAGAGAGCAGUUACAAGAGUCAUAUUGUGUUUCACGACGUGAGUCGCGGCGACUUCUCCUGCGAAAUAUGUGCCGUUCGCUACAGCACUAAACGGCAGGUUUUAACGCAUCACCGUCAAACCCACGCCGUUAACUUCGUAUGUAACAUUUGCGGGCAUGCUACCAAGAAUAUAAAAAGAGCCAAGUUCCAUUACAAUCAUCAUCAAGGUGUAAAGAUUACCUGCAAGCAUUGCGGAAAACAGUUUUCUCAACGGGCACAACACAUGAACCACGUACGAAGCGCACACGGCGCUGCGCGUUGCGACAUUUGCGGGAUGCUCUUCAUCAGUGCCACCGGCGUUAGCAGACAUAAAUUCUGGCAGCAUAAAGAGGUGGUGGGAGUCAAUUGUGAGUCCUGUAGUUCUCAGUUUCAUUCAACAGAAGCCCUAAAUAAACAUCGGAUAAGUGGGUGUUCAAUCGAUCUCAAACCAUGCCCUGCGUGCGGUACAAACUUUUCUGGUCAAGAAUCAUUGCAGACUCACAUCGAAGAAGUACACUGGAAGACCGACAACGCUUUUAAGUGUUCCAAAUGCUCCAAGACAUAUUCUUCGGAGAGACUCCUCAAGAUCCACCUCCGUGAGCAUCGGCGAUCGCAACGCACCGGGGAGGGGGUCACGCCGUCAUUUAUGUGCGAAGUCUGUGGACGGAGCUUCAUGGAUCGCAAAUACCUCCGCGAUCAUCAGCGCCUCCAUACGGGCGACAAGCCUUACCAAUGCGACGUUUGUUCGAAGACCUUUCGUCUGCCCAGCACGCAUCGGGCUCACAUGGACCGGCACGCGAACUUGCGUCGCUACCAAUGCUCCAUAUGUCCGAAGACGUUUACACAGGCGGGACACAGGGCUGCGCAUGUCAGGCGUCAUACCAACGAGAAGCCGUUUGCGUGUUCAACGUGCGGCAGGCGAUUCUCGUGUUCAGGCAACGCCCGACAUCACCUACGAGCUGUUCAUAUGGGCAUAAGACGAAAUAGAAAACCUCCCGCAGGCCGCUGCGAGCCUAGUACUUAAUAUCUUCAAAAUUACUUAUUUAAUGUGUAAUCUGAAACCUACAUAAUCGGUACCUCCAAUGUAACACUACGCCAACCUAAUUUUUGGACCUGUUCUGUUUUUAUUUUGUUUUCGUUUGUUUAUUUUUUCGAAUUAUGUUUUUUGUUUCUUUAUUUUUCACAAAACUCGGGGAGCAUAAUAUUAGUAAAUGAAUAUGG
This is a messenger RNA of Hyposmocoma kahamanoa, 1525 nucleotides long. RefSeq names its product zinc finger protein OZF-like. Lineage: Eukaryota; Metazoa; Arthropoda; Insecta; Lepidoptera; Cosmopterigidae. The record is from RefSeq and is a predicted model, not a curated record. Gene Ontology annotation, cellular component: chromosome. Gene Ontology annotation, molecular function: chromatin insulator sequence binding. Gene Ontology annotation, biological process: regulation of transcription by RNA polymerase II. Bases 90 to 1328 code for a protein of 412 amino acids. The transcript has 11 exons.